UCGUUUGAUACAUUUCGCGGGAAAGAGAGUAGGAGCUGAGCGAGAUGAAUGGAUGUUGCUGUAAGGGUCCGCCCGCUCAUAGACAGGGAGGAUGGAGGGAAGAAAUGACCAUGUGUUUGACGAAACCAUCUAAAUCGAAAGACCUGUAUGACAACGUAAUACAACACGUCGUGAUAUCUGCCAUGGAGGGCAUCAACGGUAGGACUUUCCCUCCAGUUUCUGUGAUGAAGUCAUUGGUGAAGUGCUGGGUUCUAACUGUGUUUCCUCCUCCUCUCUGUUCUUAGGAACUGUUUUUGCGUACGGGCAGACAUCCAGUGGGAAGACACACACAAUGUGAGGGAGUGGACCUGAACCAGGCGUUAUUCCUCUAGCGAUGGAAGAAAUCUUCCAAUAUAUUA
This is a messenger RNA of Geodia barretti, 398 nucleotides long. Lineage: Eukaryota; Metazoa; Porifera; Demospongiae; Tetractinellida; Geodiidae. The record is from the annotation of a GenBank genome assembly.